This is a messenger RNA of Exophiala mesophila, 1548 nucleotides long. RefSeq lists its product as uncharacterized. Bases 98 to 613 code for a protein of 171 amino acids. Gene Ontology annotation, cellular component: TIM22 mitochondrial import inner membrane insertion complex. The record is from RefSeq and is a predicted model, not a curated record. NCBI's taxonomy places the organism in Eukaryota, Fungi, Ascomycota, Eurotiomycetes, Chaetothyriales, Herpotrichiellaceae. The transcript is spliced from 3 exons. Gene Ontology annotation, molecular function: transmembrane protein transporter activity. Gene Ontology annotation, biological process: protein insertion into mitochondrial inner membrane.
UGGAACUUUUUCUCGAUGCAUCAAUCCAUCCACCCUAGACACAUCUCCAUUGUUUGUUGCAGUCCGUUCUUUUGUUUGAUUCGCCUUGGCCUCAAGUAUGUCUCUCUCAGGAAUCUAUGGACCAGCCGGCGGCGGGGCCAAUGCUGGGAUGAGUGAACAAGAGCAGCAAUAUGUCAAGAUGAUGCAAAAAGGCAUGGAGUCAUGUGUUGUCAAAUCCAUUAUGGCCGGAGGCAUGGGUUUCGCCCUCGGCGGUGCCUUCGGUCUCUUUAUGAGCUCCAUGGCCUACGAUACUCCCUUAUCACCCCAAGGCCAACAGAUCACCUCUCUCCCCGUCCGACAACAAUUGCGGCAAGGUCUGAAAGAUAUGGGCGCCAAAUCAUUAUCUUCGGCAAAGAACUUUGGCAAAAUCGGCUUGCUCUACUCCGGCGUCGAGUGCACAAUCGAAGGAUUUCGUGCAAAGACCGAUCUCACAAAUUCGGUCAGUGCUGGAUGCAUCACCGGCGGAAUCCUUGCCUAUCCAGCAGGCCCCCAGGCUGCCCUUUUGGGAUGUGCCGGCUUUGCCGCUUUCUCCGCCGCCAUUGAUGCCUAUAUGCGCAUGCCGGAGAGUGAUUGAAGAGAUGGACAAAUACAUUACAUCUCAAAUGUGAUAUGGACGUUGGUUAUUGCCGGUCAAUACCUAGACCCACCAUGCACAACGUUCAGGCAACAGCCCUGUUGGGGAAGGAGAACAACAUCGGCAGAAUAUGGCGAAACUCUACUCCAGGAAACCAUGUACAACAUAUCCACUCUUCAUUGUGAAACCUCAAGAUUUCCUAAUCAGUCGGUGCCUCUGGCGUCGCAAGAGAUAUACAGAUCUCAUGCCACGACGACAUGGCCCUUCCUCGACGAGCCACCACACCAUGGCACUUCAGGCUCCACUCAAAUCCACCCAUUCGACGGCCAUUAUACGGCAACUACGAUAUAUCGAGCCAGGAACUGAUUGUGAAGACCUGAUACUCUAGGUCUGGGUUCCCUUCCUGGCAACCAACUCCCUCUGCCGAGCGGUUGUCGACAAAGCCGUACACAGCGGUGAUCACGGAAUUGAAGUCACAAUGCCGCCCGAGUUGUUGGCGCCAUCGAACCAUUACCAAGAUCGAACAAGGGUGUUGUGGGGCUCCUUGUCUGGUGAUGAAUGUGCUGAGACGAGGCUCCAACCAACCAAAUAGACAGCUCGUCUAAUAUGGCGAUAGAAGAGAUCUUGUUGUACGGACGAAGCCACUCAAAUAUUACGCCCUUGAAAGAGCCUGCAAACUCGGACACCUUUAUAUCUCAUCCCAGUGGCAGAUGCUACUAUUCUGUUGAUGCAAACGAGGGCGCUUCGUCACGUGCAUUGGCUCGGGUGUGGCAUGAGACGGAUUCAAAAUCAUCCACAGUGAAUGACCAGUCGUUUUAGCGACCUGCGCCGAGGAUCAUCACAGUGUAUCAGAUGUGCAGGAACGCAAACCAACUUCUAGAUAGAAUGGUAAACAUAUCAACCGAUCUAUUCGAUAGCGCAGUAUCACCUCUUUG